AUGGCAGAUACGAUUGAUGAGACCACAUUUUCCGUCCGCUUCAAGCAUGGCAUCCACACACUCUACCUCUUCGUCGAUCCGUCAACAUCCAUGGCCGCUGUGAGCCAAGAACUUCGAGAAAUGCUCCGUGAGCGGUAUCCGGGAGGCCUCACUUCAUCACUAGACCCCCCAAAGACCACCAUGGUGCCGGACGAAGCCUCGAAGCCCAAGAUGGCCUAUGGCGUACUGAGCUCGCCCUCCAAUCCCGACAGCGGAUGGAAGCAGCUGAAGAUUGGAGAUGAAGGCACGACGACAGCUAUGAAGGCCGGGUUGAAGACGAAUAGCAUAGUCGCUUUCGCUUUCCUUGAGAAUGAGGACGACGAGCCAGUGUUUGAGGUCGAGUGGCCACGCGACGAUGAGGAGAUGGAAGAUGCGUGA
Emericellopsis atlantica is the source of this 417-nucleotide messenger RNA. RefSeq lists its product as uncharacterized. Lineage: Eukaryota; Fungi; Ascomycota; Sordariomycetes; Hypocreales; Bionectriaceae. The transcript has 2 exons. The coding region runs from base 1 to 417 and encodes 138 amino acids. The record is from RefSeq and is a predicted model, not a curated record.